CGCAUUUUUUGUUAAAUUUUGUCUCCGCUACUAGAAGAAUACAUAACGGCGUCGUUGCAGUAUCUUCCCUCAAAACCCAAAACCCUAACUCCAUCAGAACCAAAACCCUAAAGCCAAAAACCACCAGGAGACAGACCAAAUUUGAGCUCCUUCAAUGGCGGAACCCCAAAUCUCCAAGACGUACCCUGUGAAACCCAAGCACAAACCUAAGCCCCGAACCCCAAAACAAACCGCAGAAUCCAAAUACUGGUCCUCCUUCAAAACCAAGCAAAUCCCAGACCUCAUCUCCUCCAUAACCUCCCUAACCUUCUCACCCACAACCCCACACUCAUUUGCUGCGGCGCACUCGGCCUCUCUCACCCUCUACAAUCCCCAAAACAAAUUUUCACCCACCGCCACCAUCUCCUCCUUCCGCGACGUCGUUUCCUCUGCCUCGUUCCGAUGCGAUGGUCUCCUCAUCGCCGCCUCAGACCUCUCGGGCCUCGUCCAAGUAUUCGACGUCAAAACCCGAACCCCACUUCGCAAGCUUCGUUCCCACACCCGCCCAGCCCGUUUCGUCAAAUUCCCAGUUGCCGAUAAGCUCCAUUUGGUUUCCGGCGGCGACGACGCAAUCGUUAAGUACUGGGACGUCUCCGGCGAGACCCCAAUUUGCGACUUGCUGGGCCACAAGGACUAUGUCAGGUGCGGCGAUUGCUCACCGGUUAGUACGGACAUGUUCAUAACUGGGUCUUAUGAUCACACAGUGAAGCUUUGGGAUGUAAGAGUUAAGGAUUCUGGGUCAGUAAUGGAAGUGAAUCAUGGCAAGCCGGUUGAGGACGUAAUUUUCUUGCCAUCCGGGGGGUUAAUUGCAACAGCUGGUGGCGAUUCUGUGAAGAUUUGGGAUUUGAUGGGAGGUGGAAAAAUGGUGUAUUCAAUGGAGAGCCAUAACAAGACUGUGACUUCGAUUUGUGUUGGAAAACUUGGGAAGGAUGGUGGGGAAGAAGCACAGCAGUACAGGAUUUUGAGUGUAGCAUUGGAUGGUUAUAUGAAGGUGUUUGAUUAUGCCAAAAUGAAAGUUACUCAUUCCAUGAGGUUCCCUGCUCCCCUCAUGUCAUUAGCGUUUUCGCCGGAUUGUUUGACCAGGGUUAUUGGGACUUCGAAUGGGACAAUAUACGCUGGGAGGAGGAAAAACAAGGAAGAUUUUGAGGGUGGCUCUGAUGAGGAGCUAGAGAGGCCGCUUUCCAAGUAUGAGAGGAGGCAAAAGAAGCUGAAGGCGUUAAGCUCCGGGGAUGCUGGGGGAUUGGGACCUGUGGAGGAACCACAGGUUCGGGUUUUGAAGCCUACUAAUUUUCGGUAUUUCCACAGAGGGCAAGGAGAGAAGCCAUCCGAGGGGGAGUAUUUGGUAAUGAGACCAAGGAAAGUGAAAUUAGGUGAGCAUGACAAACUGUUGAAGAAAUUUAGGCACAAGGAAGCUCUAGUGUCUGUGUUGGGUAGUAAGAAUCCGGAGAAUGCUGUGGCUGUGAUGGAGGAAUUGGUAGCAAGGAAGAAAUUGCUGAAAUGUGUUUCGAAUUUGGAUUCAGAGGAGCUCGGAUUGUUGCUGAUGUUUUUGCAGAAGCACUCGACCGUCCCUAGUUACUCAGGGUUGUUGAUGGGGUUGACAAAGAAGGUUCUAGAGAUGAGGGCAGAAGACAUUAGAGCUUCUGAUGAUUUGAAGGGUCAUAUUAGAAACCUUAAAAGGUCUGUUGAGGAGGAAAUACGAAUACAACAAUCAUUGCAAGAGAUACAGGGUAUAAUUUCUCCUUUGUUGAGGAUCACGGGAAGAAGAUGAAACUUGAUUGCUUUUUUUCAAUUUUCAUGAGUCAAAUUAUCUUAUGUUUUUUACUUAUUACCUGCCUGAGGUUUCUUCUUAUCAUGGCAAGACAGUAUCUGCAAUUUUGUUUCUUUGGAAUCUACUCUGAAUGUUGUUUCUUUUAUGGUGUUUAAAGUAAUCUCAGUUUUAAUGACAAGAAAUGUUGACUCAUGUUAAGUAUACUAUUCACAUCUCAUACUUUGUCUUAAAUUUGCUUAGUGAGUUGUUUAUCCUUGGGGAUAUAAUCCGCAGUUCAUCAGAAGGUUAGGUCAAGUUACGGAACAUGACAUGAAAUGCUGUAUUUAUAUCCUUCGGGAUAUAAUCCGCAGGGAUGCGUACAUAUAACCGUGUUCGUAUCUCAUCUUGUAGUAGCUACAAUGUGAUGAGUUAUGCAUGCUUGUCAAUUUUAUUGCUUUGAUGUUUGUAACCUACUACUACAGGUGACAAAAAUUCCUAAGACAUUUUCGACCUUGACAAGUUACAUGAAAACUUUCAUUCCUUCGCUUGUGAAUGAAAAGCUUAAUUCAAUUGGUGAACAUGUGGAGUUUUGCAUGGUAAAUUUGUACACUCACUUACCAACUUCUUGCAUUUCACAAGAGGUUGUGGCAGACAUGAUUGGAGCUUUGGAUUUGCUCAAUUCUCUUUAAUCUUUACUUCGUGAGGUUGGUUUUGCUAAUGAAAGGUCACAAUUAGUUCUAAAAGAUUGUCUUUGUAAACUGAGGUCACUUCAUAAAUUUUGUGUUCCUAAUUUGAAAAUUUUGGAGAAAAUAAGGAAAUUCUGCUUGGCAAAUGCUUCCUUAAUAUUUUGCACCGUGUCAAGCUCUGCUAAAUUGCAGACAGAGAAAAAGGCACCCCUGGAUUUGUUAGUGAUUGAUGAAGCUGCUCAGCUUAAAGAAUGUGAAUCAGCAAUUCCUUUGCAACACCCGGGUCUUCGCCAUGCUGUUCUCACAGGAGAUUAGAGCAACUCCCUGCUAUGGUUAUAAGCAAGAUCUCCAAGAAGGCUGGUUUUGGAAGAAGUUUGUUCGGAAGACUUCUACUGUUGGGACAUGAGAGGCACCUUCUCAAUGUCCAGUAUAGAAUGCAUCCAUCAAUCAGCUUAUUCCCAAAAAUGGAGUUUUACAACAACCGGAUAUUAGACAGUCCAAAUGUCAAGCAAGGAAGCUAUGAGAAGUGCUUUCUUUCAGGAAAAAUGUACGGAUGCUACUCCUUUAUAGAUGUAGCCAAUGGACAAGAGGAAUUUGAUCGCGGGCAUAGUCGGAAAAAUAUGGUUGAGGUUGCUGUGGUCUGUGAAAUUGUUGCAAGCCUUUACAGAGAUAAUUGUUGCUGUAUUCUAGUGUAGAUGUUCUUAACUGCUUCAGUUAUGCUUGUGAUGCUUGGAAGGUUUUUCUGUAACUUUUUUUAUGGGCCACAGAAUUUAUUCGAACAAAAAAGGAGGUUAGCGUUCUGGUAAUAUCACCUUACAAAGCUCAAGUUAAUGUAAUUCAAGAGAGAGUAAAAGAAUACAGUGGAGUUUCUGGCACUGAUGGAUUCUCUGUAAGUGUUCAAUCUGUUGAUGGUUUCCAAGAUGGUGAAGAUGAUGUGAUAAUUAAUAUUAUCUCCACAGUCAGAUGGAAUGAGAAAGGAUAUGUAGGUUUCAUUUCCAAUCUUCAAAGAGCAAACGUGAUGCUAACGCAGUUGUCACAUUGCAGUUGUACAUGUAGUAGCUUAGGUGUACUGUCUGAAUUUUUGGUGCUUCUGAUGAAGUUGAUUUGUUUC
Messenger RNA from Prunus avium (sweet cherry), 3583 nucleotides. Its product is annotated as protein SLOW WALKER 1. The record is from RefSeq and is a predicted model, not a curated record. Lineage: Eukaryota; Viridiplantae; Streptophyta; Magnoliopsida; Rosales; Rosaceae. Gene Ontology annotation, molecular function: protein binding. Gene Ontology annotation, biological process: rRNA processing; positive regulation of transcription by RNA polymerase I. Gene Ontology annotation, cellular component: nucleolus.